AUAAAACAAAUUAUAUAAAAAACUAAAAAAGCAAGUAAGGUGAAAUCGGGUCACGAGGCGAAAUAAGUUAGGUCAUGGUUGGUUAUAUCUUAGGUUGAAUUCAUGUUUAUUGCAUGUCAUAGUGUCUUAGACUUAGAUGUGAUCGGGUAUGGGUUGACAUUAAAUUAUAUUUAUUGUAAGUUAAAUUGUAUAUGGUUGAGUCUAAUAUGAUAGGGUUGAUGGUAAGUUGGGUCGAUUCGAGUAAUUGGUUAACACCGGAGCAAUAUUGAUUGAUCAAGUAAGGAGGUUGUGGGGUUGGCCGGGGUCAAAAACAAGCUUAUGUUAUUUGUGGGCAUUGCAAAAAGCGCCAAAUCGGGAAAAGAAAACAAAAAGUUCCGUGGAGAAAGGGACGAAUAACAAAAGAAAGUUGUUGAAUUGAUAUUGUAUUUGGUCUUAUUGCCUGGCCUCUGGGAGAAGCGACAGCGAUUGAUAUUUCUCGUAGGCAUAUUCUCAUUUCGCAUUUCCUUCCUCCAUUUUCUCAAGGUUUGAGAUUGAACACAAAUCAAUUAAUAUGUUGCCAUUGCUUGGAAUUUAAUCUAAACACCCUUUUCAUAAACCAUUAAUUUGAUUGGUAAUGAUGAUGGAUCUUGAUGGAGGUGGUGACCCUUAUAAUAUGCUAUUGAAUGAUCCCCUUCUUUCAAUUGUUGACAACUCUCUUCAUCACUCUAAAUACCUUUUGGCUCCUGCUUCUGUUGCACUCAGAGAAGCCUUCACCUGCUUCUCUAAGUUUGCCGGUGCUUUCGUCCUUUUCUUUUCCGGCUCUUCACAAAUUCAAACCAAAUUUUCUGAUACUAAUCUUCCCAAACCUUCAAAUUCAACUUCGUCUUUUGGACAACCCAAACACAUUGCCCCCUCUACUAAGCCUUAUCGUCGUCUGCCGGGUACUUCAUCCUGCUUCAGAUUCCCACAUGAAUCUUUUGCCGCGCUAUUUGGUCAUAAGAUUUCAGCUUUUUCUCUCAGACAUUUGCUUAGAGCAGCAGCUGAUGAUGUUAAACCAUUUCCUGUGCUCUCGCUAGCUGCUGCCCUCAUACCCCCACUUGAUCACUUUACUCCUAGCAUGUUAGCUAUACCACCUGAGGAUGCUGAUGCACAAAUGUUGGGAUCCAUGGACAAAAACCCCUGCAAUGUUCAGCAUCAUCGAGAUUGUGUUGGUCAUGCGUUUCCUGAAUUUAAGUGGUUGAGAGAUACAAUUGAACCCAAAACUGGCAUUCAGUUUCCUGGUGUUUUAAAUAGCAUAAUAGCCAAGGAUACUCAGUCCAAUUUGUCAUCAGAGGUGCUUGUUGGAACGGGAUCUAGGAUCAUGACUCUCAUCAGAAUUAAAUCGCUGAAGGUCUAUGCUUUUGGUUUUUAUGUCCAUCCUUCUUCUCUCUGUCAGAAAUUGGGCUCGAAAUAUGGUUCUGUUCCUGAAGUAGAACUCAAAGAACGCAAUGAUUUCUAUGCAGACCUUCUUAGGGAAGAUAUUGGAAUGACUGUUCGAUUUGUGGUUAACUACAGUGGCAUGAAAGUUAAUACAGUCAAAGAUGCUAUUGAGAAAUCUCUUCGGGCUCGUUUAGCUAAGACAAAUCCGGAGACUGAUUUCAAAUGCAUCUCAACAUUUGGUUCUUGUUUCACAAAAGAUAUUCCAUUGCCAGCAGGUACUAUAAUUGACUUCAGAAGAACUGCUGACGGGCAUCUGAUUACCGAAAUUGGAGGCAACCAAAUUGGUGCAGUGCAAAGUAGGGAGUUGUGUAGAGCAUUUUUUGACAUGUACAUUGGAGAAGUUCCUGUCUCAGAGCAAACAAAAGAAGAGAUUGGAAGAAAUGUUGCUACUAUUAUGAGAAGGUGCUAAGCUGAUUACUCUUCUGGAUUAUUAGGAGCCUAAGCCAAGGGUUUCCUGUGCUGCUUGACCCUGCCUAUUACAAAGGAUCCUUAAGUGGCUUGUCUUCAUAUUGAUAUUAUGUUAUCAGUCUACCAGAGUUAAUCCUCCAGUUCAUGAGGCUUCUGGCUUCCAUGUUUGGCGUGUGGUCAAUUAGUCAGCUAUGCCAAGUGCCAAACAUGUGCUGUAUAGUGUUCAGUUAUAUACGUAGAGGGGAAACAUGAUGAAGCUAAUGAUGUAUACAGUAGUAGGAAAACUUUUUAAAUCUAGUUUUAAGAUCACAAAUUGCAUAUCUGCUCUUAAGUUAUUUGAUAGGGAGAAGAUUGUUUGUGUUUUGUUUCCUCUUCCGGAGUUGCCUGAGCUGCUGGAAGUUAUUGGACAGCGACUGUUAUUUUUCUUCCAAAAGUACAAUGAAAUGAAGAUAUAUGUCUGGCUAUACAAUAUA
Messenger RNA from Chenopodium quinoa (quinoa), 2339 nucleotides. Its product is annotated as fatty-acid-binding protein 2-like. Bases 614 to 1867 code for a protein of 417 amino acids. The record is from RefSeq and is a predicted model, not a curated record. Gene Ontology annotation, molecular function: fatty acid binding; intramolecular lyase activity. The transcript has 11 exons. Lineage: Eukaryota; Viridiplantae; Streptophyta; Magnoliopsida; Caryophyllales; Amaranthaceae. Gene Ontology annotation, cellular component: chloroplast stroma.